Lobosporangium transversale is the source of this 1590-nucleotide messenger RNA. Its product is annotated as aspartic peptidase domain-containing protein. Bases 1 to 1590 code for a protein of 529 amino acids. The record is from RefSeq and is a predicted model, not a curated record. The transcript is spliced from 2 exons. Gene Ontology annotation, biological process: proteolysis. NCBI's taxonomy places the organism in Eukaryota, Fungi, Mortierellomycota, Mortierellomycetes, Mortierellales, Mortierellaceae. Gene Ontology annotation, molecular function: aspartic-type endopeptidase activity.
AUGGCCUUUUCACAAAAACUCCAGCACAAUCCGCAGGUACCGAGAGAUAUCUUUGCAUCCUUACAGGACUUCCCUAAACGGUGCCAUCAGGACCACCAUCAUUAUCGACAUCAUCAUAGUUAUCACCAUCGACAGAAGCAGCAGCAGCGGCGGCGGCGGCGGCGGCGGUCGCAUGGUGUCCCUCUAGUUAUUCUCAUCACCUUAGUCACCUUAGUCACCAUCUUCAUCUCGUCAUCAGUCCUACUUUUGCCAGUACAGGCUGUAGCCUUCGAGGUCUUGGUCACUAAACCUUCAACGCGCGUCACCGACGCCAGCUCUUCUACAAAGCUCCUAAAUAGCGAGAAUAAAGGCAACAAAACGAGCAGAGUCUUGGCGGGCUCUAAUGGCAAUCCUUUCAAAUCCAAAUACCUUGGCAAUGCUAUUGUGACGAAUGCAAAGAACUUGGGCUAUUCGGGUACAAUUGUUUUGGGCAACAAUCCCCCGCAACUGUUCGAAGUAGUUUUUGAUACUGGUAGCGACAUGAUUGUGGUCACAUCAGACCAUUGCAAAGGUUUACAUUGUGACGAUAUGGCUCACUAUAAAUGUUCCUCAUGUUCUCGAACGCCUUAUUCCUAUAAUAUCACUUAUGGCGAUGGGACUUGGGGUAGUGGGCCCAUUGUUUCAGACUCAGUCUCGAUUGGCGGCCUGGUCAUUCAUAACCAACAAAUUCUGGAUAUCACACGGAGGCUGAUGCCUAGCUCCCCCAUCAAGAACGCCAUCCCACCACUAGCUACCAUCUUCAAAAGCAAACUUCUGGAUAUGAACGUGUUCUCGGUCUAUUUAACACCGGUACUAGACCGAAAUCAAGGUGGAUCUUUUCUAUUUGGUGGAGUCGAUCGAACCAAAUAUGUUGGCGAGUUGAAUCAGGUCCCUAUUUCGAUUGCUCCGGGUGUUCGUGAGGGGAUAUGGUAUGUGGAAGCUGACAAUGCGUAUGUAGGGGAUACUCCUGUGACUGGAUAUACACAAUCACCCUGGCUAUUCGAUACAGGCACAUCUUUUAUUGCAGUUCCUUCAAGCUUUGCAGAGGAAUUUCAUGCUAAUAUCCCAGGAUCGGCCUAUUCGGAAGCGGAUCGGGUCUAUACGUUACCUUGUGAAGGGAACCAUACAUUUGGGAUCUCAUUCAAUGGUAUUAAAUACGAGGUGCCAUACUCGGAUUAUAUCGCUGUUGCCAGCAGUAGUGACGAUGGAGGAUCUACUAAUGCAUCGCUCUGUGUAUCACUGAUCAUGUUCGGAGACUAUGAUAUGUAUAUUCUAGGAGAUCCUUUCCUAAGACAGGUGUAUACAGUAUAUGACUUUACGCCAGGUGCAGGCAGGAUAGGUUUGGGCAAGAUUAAUGUGACGAGUGUGUCCUUGGGGAUCGAAGGUUUAUCGGGAAGUCCUGUUCCAGGGGGCACCAUCAUCACGCCCGUCAAGGACAAAUCUUCAUCUGCAAAGAGCCUGCUCUUUGAGCCCAGAUUUAAGUUUAAGCUCGACAUUAGCGCGAACUUGAUGACCACACUCGCCAGCUUGAGUAUCUUUAUUAUAACUACGACCUUCAUUAUAUCUGCCUAA